Messenger RNA from Saimiri boliviensis boliviensis (Bolivian squirrel monkey), 1071 nucleotides. RefSeq names its product proline rich 19 (gene PRR19). Lineage: Eukaryota; Metazoa; Chordata; Mammalia; Primates; Cebidae. The record is from RefSeq and is a predicted model, not a curated record.
AUGGAUACCCGGGGAUCAGUCUUCCAGCCUUUCCAGCGGCCUGAGAAACCUGGUCGUGUCCGCCGUCGGAAGACUAGGCGGGAACGUAACAAGGCCCUGCUGGGCAGCCGCCGGCCAUUAGCCCAUCAUGAUCCUCCUGCGGCCAUUCAGGACCCACCUGUGGACCCUACUGCCUCCAAGCUGGUGGUCAUAACCCAGGGCCGGCUGAGCCGGGAGCACCGGGGUCUCUUCAACCAUGAGGUGAAAUCCCUAGAUGUUGGAAGGCUGCUUACCAGUGGAACCCUGGCACCAGGCAGCCCCACACUCUCUGCCAAGCCCUCCCCAAGCCCAGGGAGGGCCCAGCAGCCAACCUCACAGUCCAGGGACAAAGAGAACCAGGUUCCUGGAGGUUCAGGCCCAGGCCCACCCAGUUCCCCAGAGUUGCCUGGCAUGGGGCAACUGCUGGCAGAGCUGCAGUGCCAGCUGAGUUUGCCACAGGCCUUCCCUCGGAGGAACCUGGUUCAGGAUGCCAGGGAUGCCAUCGUGCACACCUUGCAGGCCUGCCAUGGUUGUGUGCCUGACCUUGCCCUGGUGCUCCGGGGCUGCCAGCCACCCUUGCCAGGGGCCAAGUCUGGGAGCUCUGAGAGAAGGAUGACACCCUUCUGGAUCAAUAGCCCUGAUCGAGUCCCAGAAGAGGAGAGGCAAAGGAAGCAACAAGGGACAAAAGAGUUUACCUUCCCCAUGCCCCACACCUCCAGCAUACCCACUGUGCAUAGGGGGAGCCUGGCACCGUCAAGAGGUCCCUGGCCACCCACCUUGCCCUCACUGUCUUCACCAUUUGGGGCAGCCUGGGGUCCCCCAACAGCAUUUGACUUGCUAAAAAGCAUCUGGCUGGUAGCCACGCCACCCCCUCCUCGGUCCUGGGGUAUUGGAACCCCUCAGCCCGUGCCUCAGCCUUCAUCACCCCUGUUGCCCCGGACCUCUGUCCUGGACUGGAGCCCCAGCUCCCCUGCCCCGCUGCCCAGCCUCUCCUGGGUCGUGGCCCAGAGCAGUCCGGAAGCCUGGUCUUUUCCACCCAUGAGACUGUAUUGA